Molecule: messenger RNA, 1276 nt
Organism: Rubroshorea leprosula
Lineage: Eukaryota; Viridiplantae; Streptophyta; Magnoliopsida; Malvales; Dipterocarpaceae
Source: the annotation of a GenBank genome assembly
UGCCCUAUCGUUAAGUUUUUGUUAACUAAAGAAGGAAAUUUCUCUUCCUCCAAUCCUCUUAGAAUCAAACAAGCUAUCAUACUCGAUCAUGGAAAUCAAAAACCAGGAAGAGAAGGAGAAGAAAGAUUCGGUUUCAUCCCAACCUCAGGGGAUUCCAACAAUUCAACUACCAAGCAAUUUACUGAGCAUCAAUGAUUAUGGAAAAUUUGUUUGGGCUUUAUGCUCUUUACCGAUAAAAGCAUCUUUCCUUGAUCAUAUCGGUCCGAUCUAGGAUGAUAUUCUCUACUGGGUUCAAUUCUCUUUGAUCCUAGAACCUGACAGUCAGAUGAAUAGAAUUGUUGCCGGAAACAAGGAAUCGGUUUCAUCCCGAUCGAUUGGGGAACCUGUCAAGGAGAUAAAUAGUGUUAUCCUGGGUAAGGAUGAUUUUCAGUUUCAACCCAAUCAGUUGUCAAGGAGAUGAGUAGCUUCAUCAGUUUUAUCCCAAUCUGAUGAUUCAAAACUAGGGAAUCCUUAAUGAAGGAUAGGACUUUAUCCCACAAAAACUGGUUUCCCAGAUGUAUGAAAUGACUGACUGUUUUGUGAUACUAAAUCUUAUUUUCCACAGUAUUAAAGUUUCAGAGACUGUUUUACCUCGGUUGAAGGUAUGGUGCUGCUGGUAAUCAACUGAUAUUGUUUACCUACUUAUUUGCCAGGGGACUCUGAUUCACAUUUCUUCUGUCUUCCCAGCUUGGUCCCUUGGCAGAGCCAUUGGAGUUGAGGCUCAGCAGAAAAAGACCAAUUCCUUUAUUUGACUCGUGUUGGGAUCAAUACCAUGAAUAUAGACAUCACUGAAAUGAGAUCUGCUGCAACCUCUGGCUGCAGAAUCUCCAACCUGGCCAUGUCACCUACCUUGUUUCAGUUCCCGCCAGAGAAGUUGCAAUGUCUAUCUUACCUUUUCUUUUAAUUUCCCUUUUUUCCUAGGGUUUUACAUUGUUGAUGAAAGAACAUUAAACAAAUAAGAAUUUAAAUUAUUAGAAAGUAUUCAUAACUUAACUAAUUCAUGUCUCUGCUCUGUUUUGGUUUCUUGUCAAGAAAAUGAAAAAUUAGAAGCUAGUUGGAUAUCUUAUCACAGGAAAAAUUUUGUAGAUUGAUUGUAUGAGGACAACAUCCUGUUGCAGUUAUUGCUGAGAGGGUGUGUCUUUGGCUGCUGUUUAUAGAGAGGAAUGGGAUCUCCAGCAGAGCAUUACUCAUGGAGAAUUGAAACAAAUGUUCCUCUUGCUCACCCUUUCAAUGUGAG